Spodoptera littoralis (African cotton leafworm) is the source of this 675-nucleotide messenger RNA. NCBI's taxonomy places the organism in Eukaryota, Metazoa, Arthropoda, Insecta, Lepidoptera, Noctuidae. The record is from the annotation of a GenBank genome assembly.
CUUAUGUUUUGUGAACGUAUCGUUAUCUACAGUCUAUGGAUAUUAAAGAAUUUGUACUUGUCGUUGGAUCAUUGGCAGCCUUUCCUUUUCCGGUUCUGCAUCAAAGCUGUAACCAUGCCGCUCGCAAUUGAUUUAUUGCAUCCUUCUCCCGCGUCGGAGAAAAGGAAACACAAGUUGAAGAGGCUGGUGCCACAUCCGAACUCAUACUUCAUGGAUGUUAAGUGCCCUGGCUGCUACAAAAUCACAACUGUAUUCAGUCACGCGCAAAGGGUGGUCGUAUGCGCAGGUUGCUCAACGAUCCUUUGCCAGCCCACCGGUGGUCGCGCUAGAUUAACGGAGGAAGAAGAACCCGAGAUUCUGCAGGGUUUUCCUGGAUACUCUUCUAUUGAUGACAAUGUAGCACCGUACGAAAUUCAAUCAAUUGAAGAUCUUAUUGAGAAUGUGAACAACACACAAAACGAAGCCCUAAGUGAUAAUGAUGAAGACGAAGAUGAGUCAACUCCGGUUUUGUCAAACGCCCAGGCAUUAUCAGCUGUUUAUGAUUUAAGACGCUAUGUAGCUUCUAUGGAUCAAACCGAAGACGCACUGCAAAAGUUGAAUUAUGUUGAAAAUCUUUUAAUUGCUAAUGCAUCAAAAUCUUUUUGUCAAACCAAAAUAAGUGAUUAUUUUAAAUAA